AUGAGUUUGAUAUUUACUGAUGUGGAAGAGGCUGGUGUUUGGGCCGCGACAAAAUGUGCAGAUGGAGGAAUGGAGAGGCUACGAAUCAUAGGGCAAUGUGUUGGGCUGCAAUCAGAAGCGCAUGAUGCAGCCAAGCUGCAAUUGGUGCUACGGAACUUGAGGGAAUUGAGCUGUAAUAAUUACUUAGGUGAAUUGAAAGUAGCAGUGGGAGAAACGUGCUACGAAAAAUGCAUAGGUGGGAAAAGACUAUUGGAAGGAAGUAUCUGCGACAUGAUGUGUUGCACUUUGAAUGGGGUGAUCGAGGUCAUGGAUUUGAAAGUUUGGUCCCUCACAGACCUGAAGGCCUUCAGGCUUUUUUGGCAUAGUGAAGCCGGAACUAUGUGGAGAGAAGUUAGCGCAGGAUACACAUCCUGA
Lachancea dasiensis is the source of this 414-nucleotide messenger RNA. Lineage: Eukaryota; Fungi; Ascomycota; Saccharomycetes; Saccharomycetales; Saccharomycetaceae. The record is from the annotation of a GenBank genome assembly.